CCACGCGCGCGCCUGCGGGCGGUGGGACUGCCCGGCGGGCCCCGCCCCGGCCCGGUGAUUGAUCGGCAGUGAUUACUGAGGCUUUAAUGGUCCGCGUGCACGGGAAUUUAUUCCACGAUGGAUAAAUAAUGCAUCGAGGUUUAUGUAGUCCGAGGCGAGCCGUCCGUCCGUGCAGAGCCAGGAGAGGCCGACGAGGGAGCGGAGCCAGCGGGGCGUGAGGGGCGACUGGGCGCCAGGAAGAGCAAAGGGAAGUGGAUGACAGCAUGAUCGGCCCCGCGGGGCUGGCCGGGCACCUGCGGGAACAUGCUGAGCCCGAAGAUCAGGCAGGCCAGGAGGGCCCGCUCCAAAAGCCUGGUGAUGGGGGAGCAGAGCCGGAGCCCCGGGCGGCCGCCGUGUCCCCACGGCGCCGGCCCCGUGCUGAAGGCCGGCUGGCUGAGGAAGCAGAGGAGCAUCAUGAAAAACUGGCAGCAGCGCUGGUUCGUGCUGCGCGGGGAGCACCUUUUCUACUACAAGGACAAAGAGGAGACCAAGCCGCAGGGAUUUAUUUCUCUACAAGGGACCCAAGUGACCGAACUUCUUCCUGGCCCCGAGGACCCAGGGAAGCACCUCUUUGAGAUCAGCCCAGGUGGUGCCGGGGAGCGGGAGAAGGUGCCGGCCAACCCGGAGACGCUCCUGCUCAUGGCCAGCUCCCAGCGUGACAUGGAGGACUGGGUGCAGGCCAUCCGCCGGGUCAUCUGGGCCCCGCUUGGCGGAGGUACUGCCCGUAGCUCGCGUGCCCGCCCUCUAGAACCCUUGCCUCCAGGGAUCUUUGGGCAGCGCCUGGAGGACACAGUCCACCAUGAGCGGAAGUAUGGCCCCCGCCUGGCCCCGCUGCUGGUGGAGCAGUGUGUGGACUUCAUCCGGGAGCGCGGGCUCACCGAGGAGGGGCUCUUCCGCAUGCCAGGCCAGGCCAACCUGGUGAGGGACCUGCAGGACUCCUUUGACUGUGGAGAAAAGCCACUGUUUGACAGCACAACGGACGUGCACACGGUGGCCUCCCUGCUGAAGCUCUACCUGCGGGAGCUCCCCGAGCCUGUGGUCCCCUUCGCCAGGUAUGAGGACUUCCUCAGCUGCGCCCAGCUGCUCACCAAGGACGAGGGGGAGGGGACUCUGGAGUUGGCUAAACAAGUGAGCAACCUUCCUCAGGCCAAUUACAACCUGCUUAGAUAUAUCUGCAAGUUUCUGGAUGAAGUUCAGUCCCACUCAAACGUCAACAAGAUGAGCGUACAGAACUUGGCGACUGUUUUUGGACCUAACAUUCUACGACCACAGAUAGAGGACCCAGUGACCAUCAUGGAAGGCACCUCACUCGUGCAGCACCUGAUGACCGUCCUCAUCCGCAAGCACAGCCAGCUCUUCACCGCCACGGCCCCGCCAGGGCUCGCGUCCCCGCGUGGGGGCCCGCAGUGCACAGUGGGCUGGGGCUCCGAGGAGGUCACGAGGGACAGCCAGGGAGGGCCCGGCGGCCCCGCUCUGCCCGCGCACAGGACCUCGUCUCUGGACGGGGCUGCCGUGGCCGGGCUGUCCAGGGCCUCCUCCACGGGGCUCGGCAGCUGCCCCGCAGCCACCGGCCCUGCGAAGAAGGUGCAGACUCUGCCGGGCUGGAAGUCGUCCUUCCGGCAGCCGGGGUCCCGGUCCGGGAGCCCGAAGGGGGGCGGCUCGUCCCUGGAGGUGCCCAUCGCCUCCUCGGGCGGGAACUGGCUCAUGAACGGGCUGUCCUCGCUGCGCGGCCACCGCCGGGCCUCGUCGGGAGACCGGCUCAGGGACUCGGACUCCGCGCAGAGACUCUCCACCUACGACAACGUGCCGCCGCCCAGCCUGGCGCCCAGCACCCCCAGCGCGGCCAGCAGCGCCUGGUCCGGGGCGUCGUCGGGCGAGGCCUCGGCGCGGGGCUCGCUCAGCAGCUGCACGGCCUGCCGCGCCAGUGACUCGUCCGCCCGCAGCUCGCUGCACACCGAGUGGGCCCUCGAGCCGUCCCCGCUGCCCAGCGACAGUGAGGACCGCGGCUCCCCGGGCCGGGGCCCCAGCGCGGACGAGGCGGGCGGCAGCCGCGAGCCCAGCGAGCCGGGCAGCCCGGGCCGGGAGCGCGCGCGCCGCUGCGAGGCGCUGCAGGGCCUGGUCGCGGAGCUCAGGGCGGAGCUGAGCCGGCAGAGGACUGAGUAUGAGAUGAGCAUGAAAAGACUCGAGGAAGAUAGUGCCGACCUGAGGAAGCGCAUGUCCUGCUUGGAGGAAGAGCUGGAGCAGGAGAAGAAAAGGUACAUCCUGCUGGAGAUCAAGCUGCGGAACUCCGAGCGGGCGCGGGAGGACGCCGAGCGGAGGAACCAGCUGCUGCAGAGGGAAAUGGAGGAGUUUUUUUCCACCCUGGGAAGCUUGACUGUUGGGGCAAAAGGUGCCAGAGCCCCCAAAUAAAAGGAAGGGCAGAGCUCCCUUCUGUGUUGUCUGCUGGCCUCCCGCC
Molecule: messenger RNA, 2494 nt
Organism: Propithecus coquereli (Coquerel's sifaka)
Lineage: Eukaryota; Metazoa; Chordata; Mammalia; Primates; Indriidae
Gene: ARHGAP22
Product: Rho GTPase activating protein 22
Exons: 10
Coding region: 304-2448 (714 amino acids)
Biological process (GO): activation of GTPase activity; signal transduction
Cellular component (GO): focal adhesion
Molecular function (GO): GTPase activator activity
Source: RefSeq, a predicted model, not a curated record